Messenger RNA from Drosophila teissieri, 1560 nucleotides. It is a transcript of the gene Yp2, whose product is annotated as vitellogenin-2. Lineage: Eukaryota; Metazoa; Arthropoda; Insecta; Diptera; Drosophilidae. Bases 10 to 1395 code for a protein of 461 amino acids. The record is from RefSeq and is a predicted model, not a curated record. Gene Ontology annotation, molecular function: lipase activity. The transcript has 2 exons.
GCAGUGGGCAUGCAGUACAACUUGGUACGGUGUCUGAAACAGUCGAACUUGGAAGCCACUACUAUGAAUCCUCUGCGCACCCUUUGCGUUCUGGCCUGCCUUCUGGCGGCCGCCAUGGGUAAUCCCCAGUCUGGCAACCGUUCCGGUCGCCGAUCCAACUCCCUGGACAGUGUGGAGCAGCCCAGCAACUGGCUGAACCCGCGGGAAAUCGAGGAUCUGCCCAACCUGAAGCAGGUUAGCCUUAAGAAGCUGCAGGAGAUGAGCCUGGAGGAGGGCGCCACGCUGUUGGACAAGCUCUACCAUCUGUCCCAGUUCAACCACGUCUUCCAGCCCGAUUACACCCCGGAACCCAGCCAAAUCAAGGGCUACAUUGUCGGCGAGCGCGGCCAGAAGAUCGAGUUCAACCUGAACACUCUGGUGGAGAAGGUGAAGCGCCAGCAGAAGUUCGGCGACGAUGAGGUCACCAUCUUCAUCCAGGGCCUGCCCGAGACCAACACCCAAGUGCAGAAGGCAACCAGGAAACUGGUGCAGGCCUACCAGCAGCGUUACAACCUCCAGCCCUACGCGUCCACCGAUUACUCCAGCGAGGAGCAGAGCCAGAGGAGCUCCAGCGAGGAGCAGCAAACGCAGCAGCGCAGGAAGCAGAACGGCGAACAGGAUGACACCAAGACCGGUGACCUGAUUGUGAUCCAGCUGGGCAAUGCCAUCGAGGACUUCGAACAGUACGCCACCCUGAACAUUGAGCGCCUGGGCGAGAUCAUUGGCAACCGUCUGGUUGAGCUGACCAACACCGUGAACGUGCCCCAGGAGAUCAUCCAUCUGAUUGGCUCCGGACCCGCUGCCCAUGUCGCCGGAGUGGCUGGACGCCAGUUCACCCGCCAGACCGGACACAAGUUGCGCCGCAUCACCGCCCUGGACCCCACUAAGAUCUACGGCAAGCCCGAGGAGCGACUGACCGGACUGGCCCGUGGUGAUGCCGACUUCGUCGAUGCCAUCCACACCUCCGCCUACGGCAUGGGCACCAGCCAGCGUUUGGCCAACGUGGACUUCUUCCCCAACGGACCCUCGACCGGUGUGCCCGGUGCCGAUAAUGUUGUUGAGGCCGCCAUGCGUGCCACCCGCUACUUUGCCGAGUCCGUGCGUCCCGGUAACGAGAGGAACUUCCCCGCCGUGGCCGCCAGCUCGUACCAGGAGUACAAGCAGAACAAGGGCUAUGGCAAGCGCGGCUACAUGGGCAUCGCCACCGAUUUCGAUCUGCAGGGCGACUACAUUCUGCAGGUGAACUCGAAGAGCCCCUUCGGCAGGAGCACUCCCGCCCAGAAGCAGACCGGCUACCACCAGGUCCACCAGCCCUGGCGCCAGUCCUCCUCCAACCAGGGUUCCCGCCGUCAGUAGAUCAUCGCACAGUGAUCCAUCGAUGACAACCAGAUCGCACACCCCUCAUGCGAGCGAACCACUCCAGCCCCAUCCUCAUCCGGCGGAUCCCUCUGCCAGUUGCAUCCACUAUGUAUAGUUAGCUUUGUUUUUUAAUUCACAAUAAAAAACCUUUGCAAUUUUAAA